UCUAUUCGUGAAAGGCUUAUUGAUCGUCGUUAUCAAGUUAUACUCGACAGUGGCAGAAGAUAAUCAAUGUAUUCAAACAUAACGCACUUUUACACAAGUAGACCUUAAAUUAAAAGUUUUAUCAGUUGCACGACUAAAAAUAACCUAAUUGAGAUACACUCUUGAUUGUCACUCUCUUAUUCGCGAAAUUCUGCUUCAAGACAGUCAGUCGUCUGUGGAUAAUCGAGAUGAGUGGAUGAAGACAGUGAUCAAUUUGGACAAAUUCUGCUUCAAGACAGUCAGUUGUCUGUUGACGAUUUAAAUGAGCGAAUGAAGUCAGCGAGUAAUUCAAGCGAUUUACUAGUUUGCUAAAACAAUCCGAAAAUGACAGCGUACGUGUGUGUCGAAGACUACGAGGAACAUGCUCUGAAACAUUUGCCUACUUCUGUGAGAGAUUACUAUAAAAGCGGCGCGGGGGCGGAGUACAGUGUAAAAUUAAACAAGGAGGCGUUUAACAAAUACAGAAUACGUCCCAGAUUUUUGCGGGACGUGUCCAAGAGGGAUAUAAGCACGACAGUGCUCGGUCAGAAAGUUUCAAUGCCUUUGGGAGUUGCACCCACCGCAAUGCAACGCAUGGCACACCCCGAUGGGGAAUGCGCUAGUGCAAGAGCUGCUCAGACAGCGGGAACGAUUUUCAUACUGUCGACGAUAUCGACGAGCAGCAUAGAAGAAGUGGCGGAAGCGGCGCCCAAUGCCAUAAAAUGGUUCCAACUCUAUAUUUAUCGCGAUAGGAGCGUUACUUUGAACUUAAUUAGACGCACUGAACGUUCCGGCUUCAAGGCAUUGGUCGUCACUGUCGAUGCGCCGAUAUUUGGUGAUAGACGCGCCGACGUGAAGAAUAAUUUUGCUUUGCCUAGCCACCUGAGGUUUGCGAAUUUCGAAGGUAAUUUGUCGCAACAAACAAGUUCCUCAAAAAACGGCUCUGCCAUUAAUAAAUACGUCGCCGAAUUGUUUGACCCCUCCAUUACUUGGGAAGAUAUAAAAUGGCUCAAAAGGAUUACAACACUGCCGAUUAUUCUCAAGGGAAUCCUAACGAUUGAAGAUGCACGAUUGGCUGUGGAAAUUGGGGUUGCUGGUAUUAUCGUGUCAAAUCAUGGUGCACGUCAGAUAGACGGUGUUCCAGCUACAAUCGAAGCUUUGCCGGAAAUAAGCAGAGGGGUGGGAGAUAAGGUCGAAGUCUAUAUGGACGGGGGAGUGAGGCAGGGUAUUGAUGUGUUUAAAGCCUUGGCACUGGGUGCAAAAAUGGUAUUCUUUGGCAGACCGAUGCUUUGGGGUCUGGCAUACGACGGUGAGAAAGGCGCCAAAGAGGUUCUCGAACUUAUGAAAAAAGAAAUUGACUUAGCUUUUACAUUGACUGGUUGUGCAUCUGUCAAGGAUGUUACACCAGAUAUGGUGAUUCAUGAAUCGUAUUAUUGCCGUCUGUAAAAAUAAAUUUUACUCAAUGUGAAAGUACUAUUAUUAAUUUUUAUUAAUUCUUGUAAAUUUAUAAACAUUCAUAUUAUAAAUUUUUAAU
This is a messenger RNA of Odontomachus brunneus, 1552 nucleotides long. RefSeq names its product hydroxyacid oxidase 1 (gene Hao). The record is from RefSeq and is a predicted model, not a curated record. The coding region runs from base 364 to 1464 and encodes 366 amino acids. Gene Ontology annotation, molecular function: oxidoreductase activity; FMN binding. Lineage: Eukaryota; Metazoa; Arthropoda; Insecta; Hymenoptera; Formicidae. The transcript has 10 exons.